AUACAGAUAUUUAUUAAGUAUACACUAAACAUUCGCGCGCUUCUAAGUCAAUUAAUACGCGUUAAGUGUAAAAAAAUAAAAGAUAAAGACUUAAAAGUGUCAUGUGAUUAGCGACAGAUGACAAAAGAAAAGGUCAGCUAUGAUAACCGAUAUAGAAUCAACACGGGCGAGGGAGACAGAUAUAUUUUACUUCGAAUGCGAAAUCGGAUGGGGUUAAGGUCUUCUGGUAUAAGACGGUACGGAUCAAGAGUGUUCAGUGAGACAGCGUCGAUGCAAAGGUGUGUGAGUGGGAUAUGUUCAGUGGUGGGUGUGGUGGUGCUGCUGGCGGCCCGGGUGGGGGGCAGCGAGUUCCCGGAGCGGGAAUGCUGCGACCCUGUGUACCCCCCAAACACGGCGACGACUGCCGCAGCGCCGAUCACGCCGCCUAUCAGCAAGCUUGCAGGGCCCGGGAUAAAGGGGACUAUGGCGAUACUGAACUGCUUGCUGGCGCGGCAGCUGUGCUUCGAAGACGCCUCCUGCUCCGCCAUCCUGGAGAUUAUCCCGCGCGUCUGCGGCUCUGAACUUGGACGCAACGUGUAA
This is a messenger RNA of Manduca sexta (tobacco hornworm), 579 nucleotides long. RefSeq lists its product as uncharacterized. The coding region runs from base 118 to 579 and encodes 153 amino acids. NCBI's taxonomy places the organism in Eukaryota, Metazoa, Arthropoda, Insecta, Lepidoptera, Sphingidae. The record is from RefSeq and is a predicted model, not a curated record. The transcript is spliced from 3 exons.